AUGACAACGAAUUUUGGUCCAGAUAAAAGUUUUUUACACAAAGUGGGUCCGGUGGAGCAUUUUUCUGCAUCACUGUUCUCAAGGGGUGGCUUAUGGUAUAACGGGACAAUUGAUAUUGAAAAGUUUGCUUUGGCAGUUAAAGAAUCAUUAAAAGAUUUUUAUUUUAUACAUUCAACAUUGCACAAAGAUGAGGGAGGUGAAAUUUACGCAAGCUAUUCAGAGAAUGAAAACUUUGAGCAUUUAGAAAUAGAAGAAAGAGAAGAGUCAAUUAAAAAUGCAACUUUGGAACUUAUAUUACCAAAAAAAAAUAUCAGUCUGGAUCAACAGAUGGGUUUUUCCAAAGAUUUAAAUGGGCAAGUUAUGGGGGUCCUUAAAUUAACUAAAUAUACUGAUGGUUUUGUAAUCGGUUACAAUUUCAGUCAUACUCUUUUUGAUCAAGGUUCCAUGGUAUACUAUUUUAAGUAUCUUGCAAAUAUCUAUAACGGUCGACCUGGGUUAAAGAAACCACAAAUCGUUGAUAUCCUUUCUUUAGGGCAUAAUAUUCCUCUUUUUAAAGAUAUUAACGAAGUCCGUGAGUAUGGCUCAAAGGUGUUAAGAUAUAUUUAUAAACCUAUUUCUGCCCACACAGCACCUGCUCCAAACCUAAAUAUUAUCGUGCAAAUAAAGCUUGACAUUGACGAAAUAGACAAACUCAAAAGUACAUCUCCCCAAUAUCUUUCAAGAAAUGACUUAAUUGGUGGUAUUUUAAUCAAGAUAUACAAUUUUUCAAACAAAGAAGAAAAUUUUACCUAUGGUUAUGUAUGCAAUAUAAGAAAAUAUCUAGGUGUAGGUGAAGAGGCCAUAAGUAAUUUAAUUCAUCAACGCCGUAUGACUAUUGAUGCUAAAGAUAUCAUAAAAAAUAAUACAGUUGAAUUAGCACAACUAGUUCGUAAAAAUUGUUCAGAGAUUACAAUAGAAGGUUAUACAAAGUAUGUAGCUUGGUGUAAAUAUCUAAAAGAUGAAAAACAAAACAUGGCAGAGUACUUUAAUAAUCCUACACAUGGUAUGACUCGUACAUCUAACUGGACCAGUUUCGACUAUGACAGUAUUAGCUUUGAUAACUCUGCCCCAAUUUCACUCAGACACUACACAGCAGCAUUCUAUGGUGUCAAUAUUAUUUCAUUCGAUACUGAUGAAAAUGGCAAAAAAUAUUAUACAACUCAAAUAUCAAUUCCUUCAAACGAUUUAGAAAAAGUUAAAGAAUAUGGUGAAGUGUCAAAAUUAUAUUCAAUAGACAAAGACUAUAAGCUUUAA
Messenger RNA from Dictyostelium purpureum, 1293 nucleotides. RefSeq lists its product as uncharacterized. NCBI's taxonomy places the organism in Eukaryota, Evosea, Eumycetozoa, Dictyosteliales, Dictyosteliaceae. Bases 1 to 1293 code for a protein of 430 amino acids. The transcript has a single exon. The record is from RefSeq and is a predicted model, not a curated record.